UUCACAGAGCCAAAAGCGGCGCUGGCAGGAGCUUCAUCUGCGCCAACAUGGCUGAUGAAAUGGCUAAAGCGCAGGCUGCCCAGCCGGGCGGGGAUACGAUAUUUGGAAAAAUCGUACGCAAAGAGAUUCCUGCCAACAUAAUCUAUGAAGAUGACCAGUGUGUAGCCUUCCCUGAUAUUUCUCCUCAAGCACCCACUCACAUCCUCGUUGUCCCAAAAAAGCCAAUUGUUCAACUGUCACAAGCGGAGGAUAGUGAUGCUGCAUUGUUGGGCCACUUGAUGAUAGUUGCAAAGAAGUGUGCUCAAGAGGCAGGCCUGUCUAAAGGCUACAGGAUUGUCAUCAAUGAUGGGCCAGAAGGAGGCCAGUCGGUCUACCACAUCCACAUCCACGUCCUGGGUGGACGCAGGAUGGAGUGGCCCCCCGGCUAACUUCCCACUCCCAACACAGACCAUCCUGCCAUCGCUGUUCACAUGUUGUCUGACAACCAGUACUGUUAAAUGUUAACAGUUUGUGAAACAAGAGUCAAACAAAACCUGGAAAUUCAUCAAUGAUAAUAAAAUGCACUUCACAACAACAAA
Molecule: messenger RNA, 578 nt
Organism: Micropterus salmoides (largemouth bass)
Lineage: Eukaryota; Metazoa; Chordata; Actinopteri; Centrarchiformes; Centrarchidae
Gene: hint1
Product: histidine triad nucleotide binding protein 1
Exons: 3
Coding region: 48-428 (126 amino acids)
Biological process (GO): purine ribonucleotide catabolic process
Cellular component (GO): nucleus; cytoplasm
Molecular function (GO): hydrolase activity
Source: RefSeq, a predicted model, not a curated record